AUGGCCUCCUUCGAAUCCUGGCAAUCCCCGCUUUCGAGCCGUUACGCAUCCAAAGAGAUGUCCGGUCUCUUCUCCAACGCCACUCGUUUCUCCACUUGGCGUGAACUUUGGCUCAACCUUGCCAUUGCCGAGCGCGAACUUGGACUCGAUAUCCCUGCCGACGCCAUCGAACAGAUGAAAGCCAACCUUACUCUCGAUGAGCGACAGAUGGCUCUUGCUGCCGAGGAGGAGAAGAAGAGAAGGCACGAUGUUAUGGCUCAUGUCCACGUCUAUGGCUUGGUUGCCCCCAAGGCUGCUGGGUUCAUUCAUUUGGGUGCUACUUCUUGCUACGUUACGGACAAUGCGGAUCUUAUCUUUUUGCGAAAGGGACUGGAUCUGUUAUUGCCCAAGUUGGCGCUGGUGAUUGAAAGGUUGUCGGCGUUUGCAGAGAAGCACAAGGCUUUGCCUACGUUGGGUUUCACUCACAUGCAACCGGCUCAAUUGACCACUGUGGGGAAGAGAGCUACGCUUUGGAUUCAAGAGUUGUUGUGGGAUUUGAGGAACAUUCAGAGAGCUCGUGACGAUUUGGGUUUCCGUGGUGUUAAGGGUACCACUGGUACUCAGGCUUCUUUCCUUGCCUUGUUCGAUGGUGAUCAUGCUAAGGUAGAGGCGUUGGAUGAGAGGGUUACCGAGUUGUUCGGCUUUCCCCACGCUAUGCCUGUUACUGGUCAAACCUACUCUCGCAAGGUCGACAUUGAUGUGCUCAACAGCCUUUCUUCUUUCUCCGCUUCUGCGCUUAAGAUGGCUACCGACAUUCGUCUUCUUUGUCACUUGAAGGAAGUCGAAGAACCCUUCGAAAAGGACCAAAUAGGAUCGAGCGCUAUGGCAUACAAACGUAACCCAAUGCGUUCCGAGCGUGUCUGCGGUCUCGCUCGUUGGCUCGGUAACACCGUCAACUCUGCUCGAGAAACCGCCGGUUCGCAAUGGAUGGAACGUACCCUCGACGAUUCGGCUAACCGUCGUCUCUCGAUUCCCGAAGCUUUCCUCACCGCAGACGUCAUCCUUACUAUCCUCCAAAACGUUUCGGAGGGUCUGGUGGUCUACCCUGCCAUCAUUGCUCGUCGUAUCCAGAGCGAGCUUCCCUUCAUGGCUACUGAGAAUGUUAUCAUGGCCAUGGUUCGUGCAGGUGGUGACCGUCAGGAAUGCCACGAGAGAAUCAGAGUGCUUUCCCACCAAGCCGCUGCUCAGGUUAAGGAACACGGAAAGGAGAACGACCUCAUCGCUAGAAUCAAGGACUCCUCUUACUUCCAGCCAAUUUUGGCACAGAUGGAUCAGUUGUUGGACCCUAAGAGCUUUACAGGUCGAGCUGAACAACAGGUGGAUAGCUUCUUGAUAAAAUGGGUCAAGCCUGCGUUGGAGCCUUACCAGGCUGCUAUCAAGGUUGCCGGUAAGGCUGAGCUCUCUGUCUAA
Molecule: messenger RNA, 1449 nt
Organism: Ustilago hordei
Lineage: Eukaryota; Fungi; Basidiomycota; Ustilaginomycetes; Ustilaginales; Ustilaginaceae
Product: putative adenylosuccinate lyase
Exons: 1
Coding region: 1-1449 (482 amino acids)
Biological process (GO): 'de novo' AMP biosynthetic process
Cellular component (GO): cytosol
Molecular function (GO): (S)-2-(5-amino-1-(5-phospho-D-ribosyl)imidazole-4-carboxamido) succinate lyase (fumarate-forming) activity; N6-(1,2-dicarboxyethyl)AMP AMP-lyase (fumarate-forming) activity
Source: RefSeq, a predicted model, not a curated record